Messenger RNA from Mirounga angustirostris (Northern elephant seal), 5708 nucleotides. It is a transcript of the gene RBPJ, whose product is annotated as recombination signal binding protein for immunoglobulin kappa J region. Gene Ontology annotation, cellular component: nucleus; MAML1-RBP-Jkappa- ICN1 complex. The transcript has 12 exons. Gene Ontology annotation, biological process: regulation of transcription by RNA polymerase II; Notch signaling pathway. Gene Ontology annotation, molecular function: DNA-binding transcription activator activity, RNA polymerase II-specific; RNA polymerase II cis-regulatory region sequence-specific DNA binding. Bases 310 to 1770 code for a protein of 486 amino acids. Lineage: Eukaryota; Metazoa; Chordata; Mammalia; Carnivora; Phocidae. The record is from RefSeq and is a predicted model, not a curated record.
UGCAAGGUGAAGUGGCCACCAGACUCAGGAUGCAAGUGUCCAUCUCUUUCCACAGUGUUUCAUGACACGGGAGCCUCCAAGAAGAACCCGUGUUAAGAGUUUCUCUUCAGGAUGAUUGGACUGCUCUACCCAGCAUUGCUGAGUCAUUGAAAUUAUGAGACUAUCAUUCAGAUGGAAGCAUUGUAGUUCUUCGGAACCAUUAUGAUCUCAAAAGGAAAGGAGAAUGAUACAGAUACACUGGCUGAGGUGUUUUGAGGUGCAUCGAAGUGUUCCAAGCUGUGACUUACCUUAACAUGUUCUUGAAGUACCAUGGCGUGGAUUAAAAGAAAAUUUGGUGAGCGGCCUCCACCUAAACGACUCACUAGGGAAGCUAUGCGAAAUUACUUAAAAGAGCGAGGGGAUCAAACAGUACUUAUUCUUCAUGCAAAAGUUGCACAGAAGUCAUAUGGAAAUGAAAAAAGGUUUUUUUGCCCUCCUCCUUGUGUGUAUCUUAUGGGCAGUGGAUGGAAGAAAAAAAAAGAACAAAUGGAACGAGAUGGUUGUUCUGAACAAGAGUCUCAACCAUGUGCAUUUAUUGGAAUAGGAAAUAGUGACCAAGAAAUGCAGCAGCUGAACUUGGAAGGAAAGAACUAUUGCACAGCCAAAACAUUGUACAUAUCUGAUUCAGACAAGAGAAAGCACUUCAUGUUAUCUGUAAAGAUGUUCUACGGCAACAGCGAUGACAUCGGUGUGUUCCUCAGCAAGCGGAUAAAAGUCAUUUCCAAACCUUCCAAAAAGAAGCAGUCAUUGAAAAAUGCUGACUUAUGCAUUGCCUCAGGAACAAAGGUGGCUCUGUUUAAUCGACUUCGAUCCCAGACAGUUAGUACCAGAUACUUGCAUGUAGAAGGAGGUAAUUUCCAUGCCAGUUCUCAGCAGUGGGGAGCAUUUUACAUUCAUCUCUUGGAUGAUGAUGAAUCAGAAGGAGAAGAAUUCACAGUCCGCGAUGGCUACAUCCACUACGGACAGACCGUCAAACUUGUGUGCUCUGUUACGGGCAUGGCGCUCCCCAGGCUGAUAAUUAGGAAGGUUGAUAAGCAGACCGCAUUACUGGAUGCAGAUGAUCCUGUGUCACAACUCCAUAAAUGUGCAUUUUACCUUAAGGAUACUGAAAGAAUGUACUUGUGCCUUUCUCAAGAAAGAAUAAUCCAGUUUCAGGCCACUCCAUGCCCAAAAGAACCAAAUAAAGAGAUGAUAAAUGAUGGAGCUUCCUGGACAAUCAUUAGUACGGAUAAGGCGGAGUAUACAUUUUAUGAGGGAAUGGGCCCUGUCCUUGCCCCAGUCACCCCUGUGCCUGUUGUAGAAAGUCUUCAGUUGAAUGGCGGUGGUGAUGUAGCAAUGCUUGAACUUACAGGACAGAAUUUCACUCCAAAUUUACGAGUGUGGUUUGGGGAUGUAGAAGCUGAAACUAUGUACAGAUGUGGAGAGAGCAUGCUGUGUGUUGUCCCAGACAUUUCUGCAUUCCGAGAAGGCUGGAGAUGGGUCCGACAGCCAGUCCAGGUCCCAGUAACUUUGGUCCGUAACGAUGGGAUCAUUUAUUCCACCAGCCUUACCUUUACCUACACGCCAGAACCAGGGCCACGGCCACACUGCAGUGCUGCGGGAGCCAUCCUUCGAGCCAGUUCAGGCCAAGUGCCCCCUAAUGAAUCAAACACAAACAGCGAGGGAGGUUACACAAACGUCAGCACAAAUUCAACCAGUGUCACAUCCUCUGCAGCAACAGUGGUGUCCUAACUACCGUCUUUUUGCUAGGACUGAAACUGACUUGAGUGCGGCAAAAUGGUGACAAAGAAGAGAGAGAGAAAGAAAAAGGAAAAAAAAUGAACCAUCUUUUGUGGUUUCUUGGGAAAACUUUUCAUACCAGGUGAUACUGUUCCAAAACCCCAUUACCUACAAGUGCUGAUUGGACGUGCAGAAGCCACAGUAAAACAGACAAGCAAAACAUGGAAAUGUACAAACUAUUGGAAUUCGGUGUUUUUUUCCAGCUGUUCUUUUUGUUUGGUUGGCUUUUGUUUGGUUUUGUUUAAAUGGGCAAGAAAUAGAGAUGUGGCUGGAAUAAAAGUUAAUCAACCUAGAAGACACAAAUCUAACAUAGUUUUUACGGACCAAGGAACUUGCAUAAGCUUUAGCAAAAGGUACAUUUUCACCAUACCUUUUUUUUUUAUAUCACAGUAUCUAGUACACCUUUGUUACCAAAUAGGUUGUUUUCCUCCCUGCCCCUCUUUGAGCUUCUGCUCUUCAGUACAUUGAAGUUCCAAGCCUGACCAUGCUUGUUUAAUCUAAUUACCAUAUUCUUCCAGGGUUUUUUGUUUUUGUUUUUAUUUAAGGCUGGAACUAUUUUUUUUUUUUUUUUAAGCAGAUGUCUUAAUGACUUUUCAUGAGUCGAAAUUGUUUUGAUUUCAGCAAGUCAAAUCUUGUAAAGGCCCGCAUAUUUUUUUUUUAAGAUUAUAUGAAGUCUGUGCAAAAGCUUUAAAAAAAAAAAUGCCUCUGCCUUGCCUGCAAUACAUGCAAUGUACGUUAACUUCGUCUCUGUUCUCAGACACUGUCCAUAGUUACUUCCUUGUUUUCCUUUUUUUUUUUAAAAAAGUAUUUAUAGCGGUAUUCCAAGAGGUGGAAUUAAAUGUGGCCAUUUAGUCCUUAAUGAAUUAAUGGCGCAGAACAUAGUAUUUGGAGUGUUAUCUCCCCUUUUCCCAUGCGUAAAUGUAUCUCCAUGUUUCAGGAUUUGUUCAGGUCCCUUCCCCCACCUGUACCCCGCCCCCCCCACAACUCCCUGAUCUUGUACAUAACUUGUAUUAUGUGUAAGUUAAACAUAUUAUUUUGAACUUGGAACGUUCCCAGUGAUUUCAUUCAGCAGGGUGUUUUCUGCCUUGUCGGCAUAUGACAAAAAAUAUAUAUAUAUAUAUCAUGAGAAGUAUUUGCUACCAGUUGGUAGAUGGUGCCCUUAUUGAGGAAAAUCUCAGCAAAAGCAUGUGUUUACUUUUUUUUUUUUUUUUGGUAGCCUAGGUCAAAACAUUGUAACCUUAAAACAAGAUGCUUUUAUUAGAUGACCAACUAAAAUAGCUUGGAAGACAGUACUUUUAGAACAGAUAGUUGUGAGAUUAUAAAACUGCAAAUGUAAUUUAUCUUUUCAUAUCUCUCCUGCCUUUCGUUGUCUUCUCUUCCCCAGUACUGAGUGUCUCCACAAAUGUCUCCUACUCAGAAAACAUUUCUUUUCCAUUCAGUUAAGAUUUAGUUGGAUUCAGGGUUGUGUGUUGGCCUCGGACGCUCGGCUCACCGAUUUCACGUUGCUUCCCUUCCCUCACUUUGGUUAUGCCUUCGUUCGGUUUCUCAGAAAUUGCGGCCAACUCACUGGGCUACAUUUAAUACAGGAACCCUGUGUGUUAACUUAUAGGACACAGUCUAGUAAUACAAUCAUCCUUCUUAGAGUUAAAAACUACCUCUAGAAUGUGGUAAGCUUUUACUGUCCCAUAAAACAGGAGCCACAAGUACCUUAUGAAUGCAAAACUAACUUCCUGCAAUGUUUCCAGACAGAACAUUGUCUUUCUGGUGUCCUGGGCGAUUUUGAAGACAUUGUCAUCGGAAGACUUUUUAAACAUCUUAUUAGUAGCCUUUUUUGUUGUUGUUGUCCCCCGAGCUUUGCUGUCUUCAUCACCCAUCCUUUUGCUCAUACUAUGUCAUUGUGAAUACGAUUGCUAACCUCUCUCAAUCACCUUUUCCUCGGUUUUCAAGGGGGAAGUCAUCUGUAAAACACGUUAGUGGUUAAAUCAAAGUUAUUGUGGUUUUAUCUUACUGCAAGCCUUUUUAAUUACUCACAGGCUGCAUUCUUCUCUCUAUAUAAGCCUUCUCUUCAGAUCUGCUCCAGUCACUAGCUUCUCCUGUAAGCCAACCCAGCCUCACACUUUAAAUCUGUUCCAGUGAUCGAGGGCAGAAUUGUGGCCUUAUCUGUCUUUGUUUUUAACUGUUUACUAGCUGCUUCUUGCAAACUUGCUCAUUUCCGAGUAGUAUUUCUUCUUCUCUGUUGAGUCACCAAAGUAGUCUUUAUACAGUGCUUUUCGUUCGGAGUGUGGAAAUAUUUUCAGUGCCGCUGUCCUUUGAAUGGGCCACUCCCCAGGUUUGGUGUCUAGUUAGGAAACUGUGUUAAAUUAACCGGUAGCAGAUGAGAUACUUUUGAAGAACAAACGAUUCCUUACCUGUCUUUGCAGCUCAAAUUAAUUUUUCAAGUUGAUGGCUUUAUUAAAAUGAACUUUGCUUUUUUACUAUUUAAUUAUGCCUUAUUUUGGCUCUUUGUUUCUUUUAAUAAGAUGAUUUUGAAAUAUUAGACUGUAAAGCCUUUUCCCGUUUGUUUUUUUGUUUGAAAAGUCCAAGAAUGUACUUACACAGGCAUUUCCCUUGCUAUUUUAUGCCAUUCUGCAUACCACAAACUAAAGACUGAAAUGAUUUGUCUGUUGUACCUUAUUUUAAUCAAUAGUUCUUUUGUCAGCUGCUUUUAAAAAAAAUCUUCAUGGAUUGGUGAAUCAUUUUCAGUGUAUAAUUUAUAGGAGCCUUGUCCUCUGGUUAUAGAAGAACACAGCCCCUCCUCCGAUGGCAUUAUUAGAGAUGCUGGUCCUUUUUCCUCGUAACGACUCUCUUAGAAUGGUGGCUGCUUCAGUUAGAGAACAUUCGAGUUUGGGGUUUUGUUUUUGUUUUUCCAUUCUGUUUUAGAAGUGUAUCUUCUGCUCUCAUGAGCUAUGCAAUUUCUAAAAAUAUGCUAGAAACUGAGUCUGUGAUCCGGUAUGUUUUUAUUAGUUCCAUUGAAUUGAUUACAUAGAUUGGGAAGGCAAGUAAAAGACUUUAAAUGUAGAAUGCCCUUUUGAUUUUGAAUGAUUUCCCGAAUUGAACACUAGGAUAAUAUUUAACCUGCUGCUGACUUUUCUUCAACUGUGGCAACUAAAGGCAUCCUCAUUUAUGUGUUAGUGAAGUAUUUAUCAUUCUCUGCACAGACUUAUUUGCGAUCAUAACUGGUUAGUUUUUCUGUGUGUGUGUGGUUUUUUUUUUUUUUUUUAAUGAAAUUGGUACCAUCUGUGCCCUCACAGAAUAUUCCCAAUGCAGUUUUUGAGAACUAAACUCCUCAUGUUUAACCAGAUAAUCCACAGGGGGGAGGGGUUCCUUUUUUAAACAAAAUGCUAUUCAAUUAUUAACCAAGUUACUUACUUUUGAUUUCAAAAGCAGCUGUGUUUUCUGAUGAGUACUGAACAAACGUGUGUAAUUUCUGUGCCAGACUUUUGACUUUGUUUUCAAGCACUGUAAUGUGGGAUGAAUGAUUAGAAACAAUAAUAUAUUAGGGUUUCUAUUUAACCCUUUCAGGACUGAACUGUAUCUCCUUUUAUUAAUUUUUCCCUGUGUUGUGAUAAAUGUUUGCCAGCAUUCAGUACUGUGUUGGUCCAGAUGUAGGUUUAUAUGCUCAUUUUUAGCUUAUUUCUUGUACCUUGCAGCAUGCUCUACGCAUUCAGUCCUUAAGGGGUUUAUUUUAUAAACUGUGCGCCUGUAAGGUUUAUUAGCAAUAAGAUAGAAAAUUGAGCAAGUUUAUACCAUAAUUUUGUAGAAAAAAGAAUCUGCUCAGUUCCAUAUUUCAUCCAUGAGAAACCUGCAAUACCGCAGUUUCAAGGAAUAAAUAAAAAGGAAAUGUAAACCAU